AAGUGGUUUCUCCCUCAUGGCUGACCCACCCAGAUGAAGGAGCUCUGCUCUGGAGGAGAACACCCCCUCCCGGUGGGGAAAAUCACAAACUGGAUCCCAUUUGGAGCAGAAUGGAUGCUAAGACGAUCUGAACCGGGGGAUGUUUAUAAAUAGACGCCUGCUGGUGAUUCAUCAGCUGCUCGUAUUCCCUGGAGGUGAAGCUGCAUUAACUCGGCCGCCACUGGAUACAGAUGACGGGCCGCUUCGCCUUGAGGUCCUCCUGUAAUUCUGAUGGAGCUCCGACACGAACAACACUGAGAAACGACAAAUCGGAUCCGGAGAGCAACAGGCCAGUUAGAUCCGGUUCGGAAGAAGAGGGGACCCGUGGCGGCGGCAUGUUCUGAUCGGGGAGCCCGAAGAGCGGCUGCGGCUGGCGGGAUGAGGGCUCCGAGGAGACCGAGGCAAACGCUGCUCCUUCCCCGGUUCUGUGUCGGUGGAGUGGGUCUGCUCGCAGCUUUCUGGGUCUUUCACCUCAGUGAAAUUACAGGUUCUCAUGGCCAAACUGGGGAGAAGUGCAUACAUUUAUCUAAAAGAGAUCUCAUUCAGCAGGCAGAAGACAACCAGAAUGGCAGUAUUUCUAGAUCUGCUAUACAUGAGUUCCCAGAGGACAUCUUUACUCUGGUUCAGAGGAGGCAGGGAGCCGUGCUCCUGCAUGUUCUCUGUGCUAUCUACAUGUUUCAUGCUCUGGCCAUUGUGUGUGAUGUUUACUUUGUGCCAUCACUGGAAAAAGUAUCAGAGAACCUUCAGCUCAGUCAAGAUGUUGCCGGGGCAACCUUCAUGGCAGCUGGGAGCUCCGCCCCUGAACUCUUCACCUCUCUGAUUGGUGUGUUCAUCACAAAGGGAGAUGUUGGUGUGGGGACGAUUGUGGGAUCAGCUGUUUUUAACAUCCUGGUCAUUAUUGGUCUCUGUGGCAUUUUCUCUGGACAGCCCAUCUCUCUGACCUGGUGGCCUCUCUUUCGCGAUGCUCUUUUUUACAUCCUGUCCAUACUGGUGCUUAUUCUGGUGAUCUAUGAUGAAAAGGUCCUGUGGUGGGAGACCAUCAUCCUGAUCUCCAUGUAUGGGAUCUACAUAAUCAUCAUGAUGUUCAACAGACGCCUGUGUUGCCUGGUGGAGAGACACUGCAGCGUGGACGGUCAGCCGUGUCUGAGCAGUCUGCGGCGGACGACCGCGGUUGGAAAUGUUGGAGACAGUGAAAAUGACAUGGUGCCACUGAAGCCAGACUCGUGUGUGGUGGCUGGUCAAGACUCAGCCGUGUUGACGGCGGAUGAGCUACUGAACCUUCGCUCUCAGCUCACCUUUUCAGAGAGGCAGAGGCUUAUUCGAACUCGGGUGAGCCCAGAGGAGGGCGCAGGUCCGGGGGUGGAAGGGUCGGGUGGAACCUGGGGGAGAGAAAACGGGGCGGCAGCUGAGGGAGAAAGGCAGGAGGGAGAGAGGGAGGCAGGUAAGGAAUCAGGGGCAGAGACUGGUGAGGGCGCACAGCUGAAAGAGGAAGAGGAGGAAGAGGAAGACCAAGAGGAAGGAGAGGAGGAGAACUCUCCUUUCAAACCCUUCAUCCUGCCGGAUGGCUGGUGUGUUCGGCUGAAGUGGCUCCUGUCCUGGCCUCUGAGUUUCCUGCUGCACUGCACUAUCCCAGACUGUAACCUGCCGCGAUGGGAGCGCUGGUACCUGUUCACCUUCCUGUCCUCCACUCUCUGGAUAGCCCUCUUCUCCUACCUCAUGGUCUGGAUGGUAACCAUAAUCAGCUACACGCUUGGGAUCCCAGAUGUCAUCAUGGGCAUCACUUUCCUCGCAGCUGGCACCAGUGUUCCUGACUGCAUGGCCAGUCUCAUUGUCGCCAGGCAAGGGAUGGGCGACAUGGCCGUGUCCAACUCUAUCGGGAGUAAUAUCUUUGAUGUGCUGCUGGGCCUUGGCUUCCCCUGGGCGCUGAGGACUCUGAUAGUCAGCUAUGGAUCAGUGGUGACAAUCAACAGUAAAGGCCUGGUGUAUUCUGUCAUUCUGCUGCUGGCCUCAGUCACACUCACUGUCCUAUGUGUCCAUUUGAACCGCUGGAAGUUGGACCGCAGGCUGGGCCUCUGUCUUCUGCUGCUUUAUGCCAUCUUCCUUCUCUGCUCCGUCGCUUUUGAAAGGCUGUAGAGCAGGAAAAGAGACAAACCAUAAACAAAGACAGCAAAGUCUUUUAUUCUGAUAAACGAAGCCAGACCUGCUGACUUUCUUCCAACGAUCGUACAGAUAAGCCACCAAGGAAGGCCAGGAUUCAGCUCCACAGAAGUCUGGUUGAAAGACUACUGUCUUUCCAAGUUCUGAAUCAAGAUGCUUCAUAUUCAGGACUAAAGUUCUGAGACUGACAGAAAUGGGUUUUUCACCAGCUUUACUGUUUUCCAUGCUGUAAGAUCUUUUUGACCAUUUUUAUUUCAGUAUAUCGAAGUUUAACUACAAACAUUUCAGAGGUUUCAAAGGCUUUUGAUGAAAAAUGCACCCAGUUUAUCGACCUUUCUUUUUUAAGUCUUCUAAAAUUCACCCUGAAGCACCGGAUAUCAGCUUGUGGGCCAAAUCUUGACUGAUGGUGACCCUUUGUAGCUUUAUCAGUGCUUGGAUUUUGUUCCAGUUUUAUGAUUUUUGUUUACUUCCUCUUGGAGAAUGACCUAAAGUUCUGAUUUGGAUCAAGAUUUGAAGCGUUUCCUGACCUUGGACCUAAAUUUUCAACAUUUUGAUUGUUGAACCACUUAGCAAUCACUUUAAUGUAUCAUUGUGUUAAAAAAAAAAGAACUGUUCAAGACCAAAAUGUUCCUGUUCCUGGAUCGUUGAGCAAAGUUGCUCUUGGAGACAUACAUAAAUGUAGCCCAAAUAGUUAGGAAAUUUGUGUUUGGUUUCUUAUUUAUUUGUUGUAACAAUGCUUCCUGGUAAUGAAAGCUUAUAGAUGUGUUUAUUUCCCUUAAGUAAAUUGCAUUUAUGGGUUGAGCAGCAGAGUUGGAUGUGACCAUGAAGAAUUUUCCAAAACCUCUACCAAUGCCAAAGGUUGGAUGAUUGAAGUAUGAAAAAAACUAGACAUGUUGACAAUUUAACAAUAUAUUAAUUUUACAUACAUGGGCCUCAGAAGGGUGUGGGAGAACUCUACACAACCUCAACAGCCCGGCACCUCCUCAUGCUGGUCUCCAGCUUGGUCACACACUGCUGUGGGACAGCAUCCCAUUCUUUAAAGCGCAUUUGUAGCCAGUUUGGCUGCGUUGGUCACCCCUGGCACUAACAGCUUGCCCAAGCUGAUCUCACAAGUGUUCAGUGGGGUUAAGGACAGGACAGCAGGCAGGCUUUUCCAUCCUCUCCACUUCCAGAUUCUGGUGGUAGUCUCUGAUAAAAACCUGCUCUGUGGUGGCGUUGAGGAGCAUUGAAAUCUUGGAGGAUAGAGCUCAGUUCUUUAGAGUGGAGCUAUAGAAAACUCAUCUCAAUAUCUCUCCGAAUUGAGAUUGCCUCCAAUGAUAGGAGCUAUAUAUCAAAGUGUUUGCAAUAUCAUGGACUUUACAAAUUCAACUAGUAAAAACUCCCUAAGUUUGUUUCCGCCAGUAAGGGAGAUGCCACUCUGCAACAUCACACUGCCUCCAAUAAAAGCUGUUUGGCAUUGGUGGAGAGGGCAGGUUUUUAAUGGACGACAUCCACAUCCUCAUCCCCUUUGCUUAACAAAUGCAUUUUCCUUGGGGCACAAUUUAAACAGAAAUAAACAGGCUUUCCAACA
This is a messenger RNA of Girardinichthys multiradiatus, 3766 nucleotides long. RefSeq names its product sodium/potassium/calcium exchanger 3-like. Bases 418 to 2172 code for a protein of 584 amino acids. Gene Ontology annotation, molecular function: calcium channel activity; calcium, potassium:sodium antiporter activity. The transcript is spliced from 18 exons. Lineage: Eukaryota; Metazoa; Chordata; Actinopteri; Cyprinodontiformes; Goodeidae. Gene Ontology annotation, cellular component: membrane. Gene Ontology annotation, biological process: calcium ion transmembrane transport; intracellular calcium ion homeostasis. The record is from RefSeq and is a predicted model, not a curated record.